Molecule: messenger RNA, 1581 nt
Organism: Rubroshorea leprosula
Lineage: Eukaryota; Viridiplantae; Streptophyta; Magnoliopsida; Malvales; Dipterocarpaceae
Source: the annotation of a GenBank genome assembly
CUAUCCCAUUCCCAAACUGCUCCUUUGAAAGACGGAUUUCCUGGGCUUAGAUGGGUGAGUAGGAAACACAACUUCUUCCUUCCAUACAUUUCUAUCCCCAUUUUUUAUUACACCUCCUCUUUAGUUUUCCCUUUGGUUUAGGAUUCAAGAUCGCUUCCUUAACAAAUGCUAAAUCCUGACUUGUGUUUUCCUUUAAUCUCCAAAUCCUCAAAGUGAAAAUCAGGGUUUGACAUGGAAGUUAGAGGUCAGGAUAAGGAAAUGGGUAUGCCAAGAAGAAGAGAUCAGAGUGUUGUUUCUGAUGCAAUCCUCUCUCAAUCCGUAGAUCAUCAUCAACAACAGUCUGUUUACCAUCAUGAUCAGCUGAAUCCACAGAUAAACAAACCCAGAAGAGAUCCUGAGCCAGACCCAGAUCCGGUUCCGGCUCCAGUUGCCACCCAAGCAGCUAACAGAUCAAGCCUGAAAUCCCCACAACCAGCUCCCGCACCUCUGCAACCUCCGCCAGCACCAACCUCUGCACCUUCGGUUAGAUACAGAGAAUGUAUGAAGAACCAUGCCGCUGCUACGGGCGGUCAUGUCCUCGACGGUUGCGGGGAGUUCAUGCCGAACGGAGAGGAAGGUACCCCGGAGGCCUUGAAAUGUGCGGCUUGUGACUGUCAUCGGAGUUUUCACCGGAAAGAAACUAAUGGGGAGUCGCAAUAUGCCCCAAAUAGUUACUACACAUAUACCCCCGGCAAAAACAGCGCAAGAAGAGACAACAUCCCUCCACUGCCUCAGCACAGAUUAUCCCAUGGGUUCCCCACCAAUAUUCCUUCCACAGUCCCAAUUGCACCAGUCAUGAUGGCUUUCGGUGGCGGUGCUCUGGCGGAAUCCUCCAGUGAAGAUCUGAUACUAUUCCAAGCAAAUGCAGGAGGACAAUCAUCAGUGCAGCCACCAUUGUCAAAGAAGAGAUUCAGGACCAAGUUCAACCAAGACCAAAAAGACAAGAUGAUGGAAUUUGCUGAGAAAAUAGGAUGGAAGAUCCAGAAGCAAGAUGAAGAUGAGGUGCAGCAGUUCUGUGCUGAUGCAGGAGUAAAGAGAAAGGUAUUCAAGGUAUGGAUGCACAACAAUAAACAAGCCAUGAAGAAGAAGCAAAUGUAAGCAAUUAAGAUUUUUUUUUUUUUUUUUAAUUUCAAGGUUCUACUGGUACUAGAGAAUAAGUAGAUCACAUGUGAAUAAUUAAUUACCAAAAAAAGGGAGAAGCAGAUAGAUUUACGUCUCUUGCUAGUGCUGAUUUUUCUCAAUUUGGCAUUCAUGUUUGUUAAGUAUAUUAUCAGUAUGUAAUAAUUUUGUUCAAGAUAAUUGUUAAUCUGUGAUAUCAAAAGAUUCACACUUCUCAAAAACAUAUUGACAACUGAGGAUAUAUUUGUAUUACAACUCAUAAAAUAAUUAAGAAGAUAUAUCCUGCGUUAGGGUUAGGGUUUUAAGUAUUGAGUUAUUUGUGAGAAAUUAGAAGUUUCUUGUUUUGAUGGCCCCCUCCUCCCCCGAAAAAAAAAAAGAAGAAGUUUCUUGUUUUGGUUUUAUACCACGAUUAGUGGGAUUAUU